Lethenteron reissneri (Far Eastern brook lamprey) is the source of this 2794-nucleotide messenger RNA. Its product is annotated as thread biopolymer filament subunit gamma-like. The record is from RefSeq and is a predicted model, not a curated record. NCBI's taxonomy places the organism in Eukaryota, Metazoa, Chordata, Hyperoartia, Petromyzontiformes, Petromyzontidae. Gene Ontology annotation, cellular component: axon; plasma membrane; cytoplasm. Gene Ontology annotation, molecular function: structural constituent of cytoskeleton. Gene Ontology annotation, biological process: intermediate filament organization.
CGCUUGUCCGAACGCUCCUGCAGCAACACAGACACACACGAAGGGAUGGCCUCAUUCCACGGCUUCCAAAUGAGCAGGGGUGCAUCGUCGUCCUCCUACGGCCUUGGAGCGUCCGUCACUCGAAUGGCAGGGGGCGGAAUGGGCAUGUACGGCGGUGGUGGUGGCGGUGGUGGUGGUGCAGUGGGCUACGGCGUGUACGGCUCCGGUGCGGCGGGGCUCGGCUUGGCUUUAGGUGAUGGCUACGGGGUCGCCACGGGGCAAGGAGGCCUCUCGCUACAGACGGGGCUCGGCGCGUCUCGGGGCUACGCCGUAGGCUACGGAGGCGGACUGGGUCUGGGUCUGGCUGCCGGGGGAGGUGGUGGGGCGCUCAUGCCGUACGGGAGCCCCGCGUUCGCCGCCGGGCGCUCGAUGCUGUCGGGAGGACUGGCCGGGGGGCAUCCGCCGCAGUCGCUCGCCGCCAUGCCGCCUCUGGCCACGCGAAACGUGCACAAGGCCACGCUGCAGGGACUCAACCAGCGCUUCACGGGCUACGUGGAGAAGGUGCGUCUCCUGCAGCGCGAGAACGCAGCGCUGGAGGCGCAGCUGCAGGUGCUGGCGGGGGGCGCGCCCAUUUCCGCCGACGGGGACCUCGCGGUCGACUACGAGGAGCGAGUGGCCGAGCUGCGCACCUCGCUCGAGACGCUCGCCACGGAGACCGCGAGCCUCGAGGUGGAGGCGGACAACGUGCGCGCCACCGCAGAGGAGCUCCGAGCCAAGUACGACUUCGAGACGGGCAUUCAUUAUCAGCUGCAGUCGGACAUCACCCUCAUGAAGAAGGACAUCGAGUUUGCGACCGAUUCCAAGGUCACCCUGGCCACCAAGAUUACCUCCCUCACGGAAGAGCUCGCGUUCCUCAAGAUGAAUUACGAGGAGGAGAUGGCGACUUACCACGUCCGGCUGGGCACCACCGAGUCGACGUCGGCCGUCAUCGAGGUGGACACGGUCCGCUCGGUCGACGUCACCACGGCGCUCUCCAAGAUCCGCGACGAGUACGAGGAGGUGGCGCGCAAGCACCGCCAGGAGGCCGAGGCGCACUACACCAGCACGAUGGAGCGAAUCCAAGAGUCCACGGCGCAAACGACGGCGGCCAUCACGGAGCUCAAGACGGAGCUGAGCACGGUGCAGAAGGACGUGCAGAGCCACUACUUGGAGCUGCAGACCACCCUGUCCGAGAGCUACUCCCUGGAGCAGACAGUGGCGAUGCACUCGGCCCGCAGCAGCACCAGCGUGGCGAGCUACCAGACGACCUUUGCCAGCCUCGAGGUGGCCAUCGCCACCGCCAAGUCGGACCUGCAGCGCCAGCUCGUGGCCUACCAGGCGCUUGUGGACGUCAAGCUGGUGCUGGACGCGGAGAUCGCCACCUACAAGCGUCUGCUGGAGGGCGAGGAGGACAUUCUGGCCGGCGUCAACGUCACACCGUGGGGCGUAAGGUUCUCAUCCGCCUCCUCCGUGUCCUCCGGAGGGGGCAGCGUCGUCCUGGCCACGAGCAUUGGGGGCUCCCACGUGGCCGCCGCCGCCACCACCGCCGUGGCCGCCGUGGCCGCCGCCGCCGCCGCGGCUCUGCCGGUCGGCCUCGGCGUUUCGGCCCCGGUGGCGGUGGAGGUCCCGGUGCUGGCCCCCGUCCUGGUCCCCGUCGUGGCCCCCGUCGUGGCCGCCGCUGUCACCGCGGCCUCCGCCGUGGUGCACGCCGAGACGCUGGAAGAGGUCAGCUUCACCGCGAGCAGCAGCUCGAGUUUCAGUGAGGUGUCCAGCACGCAGGUGGCCACCAGCGAAGAGGCGCUGCUGGGGACUGCCCUGGCCACCACCGCCGCUGUCGUCGCUGCCACGUUGGAGUAGAGGUGACGGCGCUUGAGACGACGGCUUAGGAAGCGGAGUGAUGCAUGGACAUCAUCCCGGGACCAAUCUGCGUCGACUGUCGUCGUUUCUUCUGCCGCUCUUCCUCAGCUCAGCUCUCCUCGGCCACUCGCUGGUGGCUCUUUUGCUCGCGGGCCUUGAGCGCAGGCUGUGGCGUGCCUGGUGAAACUUACUCUCUCUCCGCUUUGGGUUUCCACCCAGCGCCACUCGUGGGGCCAAACGGUCGCUGUGCACGCACUCGCCACGCGUCGCUGUCCAGCGCACGAACGCAGAGCUCUCGUCCGUGUCUCCACCUAUAAAUAAUAACGGUAAUGUCAUGCUCUGGUCCGGUGGUUCUCAACCGGGGUGGACGUGGACCCCUGCAGGCACGUGGCAAUUGUCCCAGGGGGUACCGCGAGGUGAUUUAUAAACGCGUAAAAUAAUCACGUAUGAAUUAUCACGUAUGAAUCGGCCGAUAGAAAAUUACUACGAUAACAUUUAAAUCCACACGGUAGCCUAGAACGGUAUAAUAGACUUUUAUAAACUCGUUGAUCGUAAACAAUGCGGUUUCCAAGAGUAACCAAUCGAACAAAUUACGUAGAAUUGUUGUGUUCGAUUGCAAGUUACUCGCUAGUUCAGAUAACCUCACAAAAAUGGACAAUACGGUUAAAAUAUUGAAGUUCAUUAUUCAUACAUUUUUAUUUCUUAGAACCAUGUUGGGGUCAGGUAAGGGAAGGGGGGGUACUCACUAGAAACGAAAUUCAAUAAGUGGCGCAUAGGAGCCAAAACGAGGAUGAGACCCACUGCUCUAGUUCAUCAGCCUACUCGCUUUCUCCAGACCAAUGUUGAUACUCAUGAUUCUAGAUUUGAAGCUUUCGUGACUGCAAGUAUUCAUACUCUUAGGUUUUUUUCGGUAAAGUCA